AGCAAAUCAGGGUGAGAGUUGAAGCUUCGGGUGGCGUUGGGCACCUGAACUCCGCUCCUGGAAUAGCUAUUCACAGUCAGACAGAACCACUUACACGUUUUGCAGUAUCUCCUGAGGAAGUCAGAGUCUGAGCCAGCAUGAAGAUUGACUCUUGUCUUUGGUCUGAUUUAUCUUUAUUGUAACCAUGUGCAAGGUGGAGGUUAUAGCAUGGAAACUAAAAUCUUACUUCCUGCCUGACAUAACUCACUUCAAGAAGUACACAAUGUCAGAACAUGGGAUUAAGUGGGCCUGUGAAUAUUGUACGUAUGAAAAUUGGCCGUCUGCAAUCAAGUGUACUAUGUGUCGUGCCCAGAGACCCAGUGGAACAAUUAUUACAGAAGAUCCAUUUAAAAGUGGUUCAAGUGAUGUUGGUAGAGAUUGGGAUCCUUCUAGUACUGAAGGUGGAAGUAGUCCUUUGAUAUGUCCAGACUCUAGUGCAAGACCAAGGGUUAAGUCUUCAUACAGCAUGGAGAAUGCAAAUAAAUGGUCAUGCCACAUGUGUACAUAUUUGAACUGGCCAAGAGCAAUCAGAUGUACCCAGUGCUUAUCCCAACGUAGGACCAGGAGUCCCACAGAAUCUCCUCAAUCCUCAGGAUCUGGUUCAAGACCAGUUGCUUUUUCUGUUGAUCCCUGUGAAGAAUAUAAUGAUAGAAAUAAACUGAAUACAAGGACCCAGCAUUGGACUUGUUCUGUUUGCACAUAUGAAAACUGGGCUAAGGCUAAAAAAUGUGUUGUUUGUGAUCAUCCCAGACCUAAUAACAUUGAAGCAAUAGAGUUGGCAGAGACUGAAGAAGCUUCUUCAAUAAUAAAUGAACAAGACAGAGCUCGGUGGAGGGGAAGCUGCAGUAGUGGUAAUAGCCAAAGAAGAUCGCCUCCAACUCCAAAACGGGACUCUGAAGUGAACAUGGAUUUUCAGAGGAUUGAAUUGGCUGGUGCUGUUGGUAGCAAGGAGGAACUUGAAGUGGACUUUAAAAAGCUAAAGCAGAUUAAAAAUAGGAUGAAAAAGACUGAUUGGUUAUUCCUCAAUGCCUGUGUGGGGGUGGUGGAAGGUGAUUUAGCAGCCAUAGAAUCAUACAAGUCAUCAGGAGGAGACAUUGCACGUCAGCUCACUGCAGAUGAAGUACGUUUGCUGAACCGUCCUUCUGCUUUUGACGUUGGCUACACCCUGGUACACUUGGCCAUACGCUUUCAGAGGCAGGAUAUGUUAGCAAUAUUACUUACAGAGGUGUCUCAACAAGCAGCAAAAUGUAUUCCAGCAAUGGUGUGUCCUGAACUGACAGAACAAAUCCGGAGAGAAAUAGCUGCUUCUCUUCACCAGAGAAAGGGAGAUUUUGCUUGCUAUUUUCUGACUGACCUUGUAACAUUUACAUUGCCUGCAGAUAUUGAAGAUUUGCCUCCAACAGUUCAAGAAAAAUUAUUUGAUGAGGUGCUUGAUAGAGAUGUUCAAAAAGAGCUAGAGGAAGAAUCUCCAAUUAUAAACUGGUCUUUGGAAUUGGCUACACGUUUGGACAGUCGAUUGUAUGCACUUUGGAACCGGACUGCCGGAGAUUGUUUACUUGACUCAGUACUACAAGCUACCUGGGGCAUUUAUGACAAAGACUCGGUGCUUCGGAAAGCCCUGCAUGACAGCCUGCAUGACUGUUCACAUUGGUUUUACACACGCUGGAAAGACUGGGAAUCGUGGUAUUCCCAGAGCUUCGGUUUACAUUUUUCACUGAGGGAAGAACAAUGGCAAGAAGACUGGGCAUUUAUACUCUCUCUAGCUAGUCAGCCUGGAGCAAGUUUGGAACAGACACACAUUUUUGUACUCGCACAUAUUCUUAGACGACCAAUUAUAGUUUAUGGAGUAAAAUACUAUAAGAGUUUCCGGGGAGAAACUUUAGGAUAUACUCGGUUUCAAGGAGUUUAUCUGCCUUUGUUGUGGGAACAGAGUUUUUGUUGGAAAAGUCCAAUUGCUCUGGGCUAUACAAGGGGCCACUUCUCUGCUUUGGUUGCCAUGGAGAAUGAUGGGUAUGGCAACCGAGGUGCUGGUGCUAAUCUCAACACAGAUGAUGAUGUCACCAUCACAUUUCUGCCUCUGGUUGACAGCGAGAGGAAGCUUCUUCAUGUGCACUUCCUUUCUGUUCAGGAGCUAGGUAAUGAGGAGCAGCAAGAAAAACUGCUCAGAGAAUGGUUGGACUGCUGUGUGACUGAGGGGGGAGUUCUAGUGGCUAUGCAGAAAAGCUCUCGGAGGAGAAACCAUCCAUUGGUCACACAAAUGGUAGAAAAAUGGCUUGAUCGCUACAGACAGAUCCGGCCUUGUACAUCCCUGUCUGAUGGAGAGGAAGAUGAGGAUGAGGAGGAUGAAUGAAAAGAAACACACCUAAGGAGCAAAAAGACCAAAAACAUCUCAGAUAAGAGAUGUUUCCAAAAUUAGUGUGGUAUUCUAAGCAGAAUAUACAGCAUGGAGUGAACCGCACCCUGCAGGAUCUGCUCCCAAGUAUCUUUCUGCUCAACACCCACUGGAGAUAACGAGUGCGCCUGCAUGAGGAGAUGGAGAACUUUGAUUGAACUACAGUUUGUUUUACAAACAAAAAAACCCCUCACCAAACCCUAAUUUUAUUGACAGAACUUUUUCUUUCAAAUUGUAAAUCUGUCUAUGAAUGUAAAGCAUGUGGUUGUGUAAGAAGUCGUGUACUAGGAAAAGUGCACCAGCAUCUUCAUGUUACUGAGAACAUUUCCCCAGCAUGGGCACUCGUAAAAAGCACAUGGCAGAUAACCUUGUUGAAAUAUUCUCAUUAGAACCUGACAUUCUGCUCCCACCGUAAAAGACCCGUUUUCCAUUGUUUCAGAGAUUUGGAAAAUUUGUACAAAUUAUCCACAGCAAGAUAAAAAUAAACAAGCCUUUAUUUUUAUUAAUAAUUUAGUUCCUGUUGUGCCCAAUAAAAUAAAAAUCAAAUCCUUAGGAACAAACUUCAAGAAAAACUAGCAAUUUUUUGAGUGAACUUUUACAUAGAAAUUGUCUUGUUUUGGUUUCUCUUUAAGUUUCCUGAUUUACCCCAUUCAUUAUUUAAAUAUUUAUUUGUUUGGACGAGUGCCCUGUAAAGGGGGUUCUUACUAGACUCUGGGCAGGUGCGUUUGUGCACUUAUUCCCUGGAGGGACGGAAUAGGAGCAGGCUCAGCUUGCCACUGGGUGUCCGAUUGUGUGACAGUCACUUGGACUCAAACCUGUUCUGCUCCCAGGUGGCCAUGCAGAGGGUCUUCAGAAUUGUCCUGUCUUUAUUGUCACCUCUGCUCUAAAGCAAAAGCUGUAUUAAGGGCAUGCCUUUGCUUAGGCUGAUUGGGAAUACAGUUCAGUACAAACAGAAUAAAGAUUUUUAAAUGCAGUAAGGUGGUCAAUGCAUUGAAUCAUCAAUUUCUCUGUGUAGAGUUCAAGACUUUUUGCAUGUUGGUUAGUUGUAGCCAGUAUUUAAACUUAAAACUAUAAUCUUAGAAUAAACUUAUGGACUUAUUUGACCACUUCAGGUAUGUAUUAGUACUGGGUAAACGUUUCUGUCCUAUCUCAGGAUCACGGCACAUAGUGUCCUGCUAAGCACUUAAGACUGAGGUGGCAAGCAGUUGCUACGAUAGCAAAUACACACACUUCCCCUUUAUUGAAAAGGCUGUGAAACCCUUUAAUCUUGUUUUCUGAUGAGAUGGUAUUGAAGUAUACACAACCUGGAAUACUAAAAAAAGUACCUAUAAGCUGUUAUGUCUUGACAGUUCUUUUCCUUGUGAACAUUCAGUAAGGUGUUCCCAAGAUGAAAGGUCAUUGAUGCUGCAUGCCAAAACUGGGAAAGUAGUUUUCAUUGUCGGUGACCCCAUAUAAAUGAACUGUGGUAUCAAAAAUUGUAAAUGUUACUGUUCCAGUAGUCAGUGUUUUCCUAGAAAUUGACUAUUUGGUUUUCAUUUUGGUCAGUGAAUGAUAACCAAGUCUAUAGAAGGCUGCUAUUCUGUGUACUUAGCAUCUGCAGCAUCUGUACAUGUGUACAGCUGAAUUUUCAGGAGGCAGAGAUCCAGUUGAGCAGAACCUCCUCUUCCAAAUGAAGAAGCAACAGAGUACAGAGGGGAAAACUGGUCUCCGGGUGGAUUUGCUUUGCAUCCAAACCUUGUGGUGCGGAGUCAGGCUCAGGACUGAGCCUUGUCCCAUGUACUGUGGUUUCGUGAGUGUCCUCUCCUAAGCUCCCUCUGUAUUUAUUUAUUUAUGACCAGCGACUCUGACCGUAUAGAAUUUGAUGGGCAUCACAUUCUUCCCUGUGGGAAAGUUAAGAAAUGGCUCCAUUUCUUAGGCUCAAGACAGGAAUGGGACUUUACGCUGUUUCUUUCUGUAGCAGCCUGGCUGGCUGUGAGAGGCCAACACAUUUGGAAAAUCAGCGCUAUGUUAAGCUCUUGAACUAAACCAACAGCCAUAAUUAUUGUCCCAAAAAAGUGUAUACAUUUUGUCAAAGAUUAAACGUGGCUAGGUGACAGGUGUAGGUAUCUUUAGACUGACUCUGAGCAGUAAUACUUUUAUAACUGUGUGGACUUUGGUUCUUUUUCUAGGCUGAAACCAGUACUUUGUUUUUAUUCUGAUGUUGUUGUUCUUUGGAGUCAGUUUAUAUAUAAUUAUUUCUAAGGACUGUUUGAACAACCAUGCUCUAAUUAAACAAAACCUAGGCACACCAUG
This is a messenger RNA of Microtus ochrogaster (prairie vole), 4723 nucleotides long. It is a transcript of the gene Zranb1, whose product is annotated as zinc finger RANBP2-type containing 1. Gene Ontology annotation, molecular function: K63-linked polyubiquitin modification-dependent protein binding; cysteine-type deubiquitinase activity. Gene Ontology annotation, cellular component: nucleus; cytoplasm. Bases 185 to 2389 code for a protein of 734 amino acids. The transcript has 11 exons. Gene Ontology annotation, biological process: protein deubiquitination involved in ubiquitin-dependent protein catabolic process; protein K29-linked deubiquitination; cytoskeleton organization. The record is from RefSeq and is a predicted model, not a curated record. NCBI's taxonomy places the organism in Eukaryota, Metazoa, Chordata, Mammalia, Rodentia, Cricetidae.